This is a messenger RNA of Trichechus manatus latirostris (Florida manatee), 2079 nucleotides long. RefSeq names its product ZFP37 zinc finger protein (gene ZFP37). NCBI's taxonomy places the organism in Eukaryota, Metazoa, Chordata, Mammalia, Sirenia, Trichechidae. Gene Ontology annotation, cellular component: nucleus. The transcript has 4 exons. The record is from RefSeq and is a predicted model, not a curated record. Gene Ontology annotation, molecular function: RNA polymerase II cis-regulatory region sequence-specific DNA binding; DNA-binding transcription factor activity, RNA polymerase II-specific. Bases 60 to 1937 code for a protein of 625 amino acids. Gene Ontology annotation, biological process: regulation of transcription by RNA polymerase II.
CCUCCGGCUGCAACACGAUCCUGACAAAGCCAGAGACGGUGAGCCUCAGGAGGCCGGGAAUGGAAGAAGAGGCCUGGCGUCCACUAGAGAUGGCAGUGUCCGAGUCCGGGAGCAGGGCCGCGGGAGCAGUAACAUUCAAAGAUGUGACUAUGGCCUUUACCCAGAAGGAAUGGGAGCAACUGGAACCUGUUCAGAGGGACCUGUAUAAGGAUGUGAUGCUGGAGAACUACAGCAACCUAGCCUCAAUGGGUUAUGAAGCUUCCAAACCAGACAUGAUCUCCAAGUUGGAAAAAGGAGAAGAGCCAUGGUUGAGAAAGAGGAAGAGACCAAGUCAAGGUGGUCCAAGUGAAUUAGCGAGAUGUACACAAAUAGGAGCCAAAGGAGAAGACCAGCAAGAUGAUGACCAGGUAGCGAAGCACCAGGAAUCUCAAAACAAACUCUUUAGGGACACUGUGUUCAAAAAGAAAAUUCUGACUAAGAAGAAAGGCCUUGAGUGUAGUUCAUUGGGGAAAAAAAUUAAUGUGAGUACAAAACAUGCUGCUUCCCAAAAAAGGCUUCUUAAAUUUGGUUCACAUGGAAAGAGUUUGAAACAGAAUUUAGACUUACCUGGGCAUAUAAGAAACUAUGUAAAAAAGAAACCUGAUGCAGCUAAAGAACACAGGAAAUCAUUCAGCCAUAGCUUAUCUGAUACGAAGAAAGACAAACCUCAAACUGGGAAGAAACAUGAGAAAUUAUCCAGCCAUAGUUCAUCUGAUCAGCAUGACAAAACUCAAGCUGGAAAGAAACGUGAGAAAUUAUCCUGCCAUAGCUCAUCCCAUACUAAGCGGGACAAAAUUCAAAGUGGAGAGACAUGUGAGAAAUCAUCAAGCCAUAACUCAUCUUCUACUAAGUGUGACAAAACUCAAACUAAAGUGAAACCCUAUGAAUGUAAUCAAUGUGGAAAGGUUCUCAGCCAUAAACAAGGACUUAUUGACCACCAGCGAAUUCAUACCGGAGAGAAACCACAUGAAUGUAAUGAAUGUGGGUUAGCUUUUAGCCAGAAGUCACACCUUGUUGUACAUCAGAGAGUUCACACUGGAGAAAAACCAUAUGAAUGUAUUCAGUGUGGCAAAGCCCACAGUCAUAAACAUGCCCUCACUGACCAUUUAAGAAUUCAUACUGGUGAAAAGCCCUAUGAAUGUACUGAAUGUGGGAAAACCUUCACACACAGCUCAAACCUCAUUCAGCAUGUGAGAUCUCAUACAGGCGAGAAGCCCUAUGAAUGUAAGGAAUGUGGAAAAUCCUUUAGAUAUAACUCAUCUCUUACUGAACAUGUGAGAACUCAUACAGGUGAAAUACCAUAUGAAUGUAAUGAAUGUGGAAAAGCCUUUAAGUAUAGCUCAUCCCUUACUAAACAUAUGAGAAUUCACACAGGUGAGAAACCCUUUGUAUGUAAGGAAUGUGGGAAAACUUUCAGCAAGAAGUCACACCUAAUUAUACACCAAAGAACUCAUACUAAGGAGAAGCCCUAUGAAUGUAAAGAAUGUGGAAAAGCCUUUGGACACAGUUCAUCUCUUACUUACCACAUGCGAACUCAUACAGGUGAAAGUCCUUUUGAAUGUAAUCAAUGUGGGAAAGCUUUCAAACAAAUUGAAGGCCUUACUCAACAUCAGAGAGUUCACACUGGGGAGAAACCCUAUGAAUGUAAUGAAUGUGGGAAAUCCUUUAGCCAAAAGUCACACCUUAUUGUACACCAAAGAAUUCAUACUGGGGAGAAACCCUAUAAAUGUAAUGAAUGUGGAAAAGCCUUCAGUGCAAAGUCACAGCUUGUUAUACAUCAGAGAUCCCACACUGGAGAGAAACCCUAUGAAUGCAGUGAAUGUGGAAAAUCUUUCAAACUAAAUGCAUCCCUUACCAAACAUAUGAAAACUCAUUCAAAUGCAAAAUCUUAUGAGUGAAAUUAAUGUGUGAAAAUUUUUAACUGAACUGAAGGUUUUAUAUAGGUUAGAAAUAGUCUGAAUUUAAUGAAUGUUAGAAAGCCUUUAGCAAGAAGCCACACCUCACUGCACAUGAGAGAAUUUGAAAAUGGUUCUUUGUAUA